AUUACCCCGGGAAGAAGGAAUUCUGCCCCGAAUCGCCCCAGCGCCACCGCAAGCCUCACCGCCACCCACUGGCUGCCUCGUACCGCUACACUCACUCCCUACCCCAGUUCUCCCGCCAGGCCACAGCCCAUCGCUUCGUGCAGAGCUCCAAGUCGGAGCAGGGGCCGGACGGGGGAGCCUGGCACUUCCCGGGACAGAUGGAACCCUCAGCCAUGACGGAAACCUUCCUCUCCCUCCAGGCCCGCGCUCAGGCCGGGCUAGGCCUGGGCCUGGGCCUGAGCAAGUCUCCCGCCAGCCUGCAGACCGCAUUCGGCCACUGCCUCCAGGGGCAGAGCGAGGAGGGGCUGCGCAAGGAGAAGAGGCCGAAGAAGCCGGGGAAACACAUCUGCCAGUACUGCGGGCGGGCCUGCUCCAAGCCCAGCGUGCUGAAGAAACACAUCCGCUCGCACACAGGAGAGAGGCCCUACCCCUGCCUGCCCUGCGGCUUCUCCUUCAAGACCAAGAGCAACCUGUACAAGCACAGGAAAUCCCAUGCCCACGCCAUCAAGGCCGGGCUGGUCUCGGCGUCGGAGGCCGAGGCUCGGCUGGCGGACGAGUACCACUCGGACGCCGACGAGAGCACCGAGACCGAUGAGGAGGGCCCGGGAGAGCGGGGGCUGGGGCUGGGGGCCGAGACGGACGAGCGCAGGAGGCUUCCCGAAGCCCUUGCAGAUGACACGACCCCGGCCCAUGUGAAGGUGCCCAUCCUGAUCGUGCCGCGGGCCGGAGCCAAGGCUCGGGGGGAGAGCCCACCGCCCACGGAGGUGGACCCUGCCAGGGUCGUGACGGCUGCAGUCGGGCACUGGCGCGACGAGCCCCCUCACACCGUCAAGCAGAGGCUGGCCCUGAGGAUCUCAGAGAAGCGGGGGCCGGACAGUGAGCAGUCCCUCAACCUCCUGAGCCCCCACAGCAAGGGCAGCACGGACUCAGGCUACUUCUCUCGCUCCGAGAGCGCCGAGCAGCAGGUCAGCCCACCCAACACCAACGCCAAGUCCUACGCCGAGAUCAUCUUCGGGAAGUUUGCCCGGAUGUCGCCCAGGACCACGGGGACCGGCCCCAACACUCAGGAGCCCCACCUGAUGGGCUUCAAGGACAAAGGAAUCUUGGGGUCCAUGUCAGACACCAAACCCGACAUUGAGAAACUCAUCGAGAAGCAUAUCAUCCAAUUGAUAACCCACAACGAGGUGAUGGUGGACCCCAGUCAGCUCAACACCGUCAAGCCCAGGAAGUCCUCGCUGUCCAGGGGUGAGGCCGGGGACUGGCCCAGGCAGCAGGUCCUGAUGGGGGGUUACGGUCCGGGCACUGCCCAGGAGAAGGCGUUGCUCUCCGUGCCCCCCGGGGCGGGGAGCUCUGCCGACGGAGCUCCCCUGGUGCGCAGCAACUCCAUGCCACCCUCCACAGUGUGCGAGCUGGCCACGCAGCAGGGACUGAGGGGCAGCCACUCCUUCGACGAGCGCAUGGCGGGCUCCGAUGACGUCUUCCACCCCAACGCGGCCACCCUCUCCCACCCCCGCAUGCUAAAGCGGCAGACGGCCAUCGAGCUCUUCCCGGCUUUGGACGCCCACCCGCUCGGGGAGGAAGGGGAGCCCGGCGAGAGUGUGCUGAGGGUGGGCCGAGUGGGCCUGGGGGGUGAGCUGGCCGAGGAGACCCCUGAGGCAGAGCUCGGAGCAAUGGCCAGGAAGGUGCAGCGUCACAAAGGGAGCCCCUUUGAGUGCGAGGUGUGUGGGGUCAAGUACAGGAAGGGGAACAACUUUGAGACGCACCGGACCUUCUACUGCCCUCAGCUGCAUGGAGCCAGGCCGGGCCUGCACCGGGCGGGGGGCACGGAGGCAACUGCGAUCCCCAGGCCCCAGCCCAGGCUAGGCCAGCCCCCCGAGACCCUGCCCCUGAGGAAGAGGAGGAAAGAGAAGAGCGUGGGGGAUGAUGAAGAUCCACCGGGGGAGUACGUGAGCCUCGCUGGACACGGCGGGGAGGACCCAGACCGGGGGCGGCGCCAUGGAGUAACCAGAGCGGCGGGGGAGGAGCAGCCACUGUGUCGAGGUGCCCUGGACGAGGUCUACGGCCUAGCGGACGGCCAGUCCCACUCGUCCCAGGGCAACAAGCACCAAGAGGCCGUUGGCCGCCACAGGCCGGGCAACGAGAUCUCCGUCAUCCAGCACACCAACUCGCUGAGCCGGCCCAGCUCCUUCGAGCGCUCGGAGUCAGGGGAGGGCCCGGGGUCAGGCCGCUGUGCACCCCCGAGCCCGAGGCACCCACCAGCUGCGGGGAGGCUGAGCCAGGCGAGGCUCAGGCCCAAGCUGAUACGUCAACACAACAUCCUGGUGCCGGAGAUCCGAGUGACCGGACCAGAGAAAGACCCAGAGGCACCCGUGAAGGAGCCCGAGAAGAUGGCGGAGGAGUUUCAGUGGCCCCAGCGCAGCGAGACCCUCUCCCAACUGCCCACUGAGAAAGCUCCCCCAAGAAGAAGAGGCUAACGGCUGGCGGACAUGGAGCAUUCGUCCGGGGAAUCCCCUUCGAGUCGGUCUCCCCUGUCCCGCAGCGCCAGCCAGGAGAGCACCCUGUCCCACACCUCCAGCCUGUCAGCCUCGCUGGAUCGGGAUGAAGCCCCCAGGUACUCCGGGGGCCGCCCGAGUUCCUCACCGUCCCUACGGGGCCUCUGGUCUCCUGGGGCCCAGGGCCACCAGCAGAAGGAGAUGAGACGCUCCUCCUCUGAGCAGGCUCCCUGUCAGCCCUCGGAGAUGGCGGAGAACAGGAGCAAGUCUUUUGACUACGGGAACCUGUCAGGGGCCUCAGGGCUGGCUGCGGGUGUCCCCGGGGUCUCGCUGGCUCGGGAGAGGAGGAAGUGUUUCUGCCGAUCCCCAGGCCGGAGCCGGCUGAGCCCCGUGUCUACCGCCCGCCCUCACCUGCCUGCGUCCUCCCCGUCCUCGACCGGCACCACCAGCCCCCCUGGCAUCCCCCGCCCCCGCCAGCCGACACACAGCUAUCGUGGCAGUACUUCCGCCCGCCAGGCCCGAGCUCCCCGCACCAUCACCACCCCCCAGAGCAGCCCACCCAUCCUCGAUCCCUCCCGUCACUGCCCCACGACCACACCGAGCAGCCCAUCAUUGACCCCUGGGGGCCCCACCCUGACCCCCGGGGCAGACAGGAGACCCCACGGUCAGUGGGAGCGGGAGUGUCCGCGUCACCUGCCCCUUUCCCCUCAACACUCGCCCAAGAACAGGCCCGUCCUCUCCCCCGACCCCCCUCCCCGGAUGGUGUGCCAGCCCCCAGGGCUACUGGUGCCGGUCAGGAUCCAGGCCAACGUGCCCUCGUAUGGGAGCGUCAUGUACACCAGCGUCUCCUCACACGUCCUGGGCCCGGCCGCCUCCAGCUCUAACGCUAUCCUCAUGUGCAAGGUGGAGGAGGAGGGGCAGCGAAGAGCCAGAGGCAUCAGCCUGGAGCUGGCACGUGCCUUGGCCGAGCGGCAGAGAGGACUGGGCCAGUGCCCUCUUUGGAAGUUUUCGUCAGGCCUGGGUGGCAGUUUUGAGAGCGGGGGUGUGGGCAUGGGUGGGUCGGACGGUCCUGGAGCCAUGGGUGGCAGUAAGCGGGUGCUCUCGCCCGCCAGCAGCCUGGAGCUCACCGAGACCAACCAACAGAAGCGCGUCAAGGAGGAGAAGAUCUGCGGGCAGAUGCUAGAGAAACUGAGUCUCCGUGAGACCAGCCCGGCCCCCAAGCCCAACAAACCCCAGCUGCGGAGGCAGCACUGCACCACGGAGCUCAGGGAAGGCCUCUCGUCCCCUUCCUCGCCCUCGCCCUCCACCUCCUCCUCUUCCUCCUCCUCCCCACCCUACUCCAGGAUUUCAAGCCCAUGCCUGGACACGGAGAGCCCACAGCAGGGAGAGGCCUGCUCGGAAGCCAACCACACUCCCAAGUUCCCCAUCAGCAUGCUGCUCCAGGUGCCGGCCAGCCAGAGCGGGGCUGCGGGCGGGGGAACCAUUCUCCUCACGGACGUGUCUGACCUCCAGGCCUUCCUUCAGUUCCCCAGCCUGCGCACAUCCACCGGGGUGAGCUGGUGCUUCCUGAACUACACCAAACCCAACCACACCCGACAGACAGCGCCCAAAUCCUCGCUCUACGCUUCCUGGUGCAUCAGCGCCUACAACCCCAACCCCCCCGGCACAGCCACCAAACUGGCCCUGGCCCUGCUCAGGUCCAAACAGAAGAGCAGCCGAGAGACUUACAUCAUGUCCACCAUCAACUGGCCCUACUGCGGCAAGCUGGUGUCCUCCAGCGCUUGGAAACAGAGGCUGGCGCAGAUCAAAUGGUACGAGUCGUCGCAGCAGGAAUGUGAAGGCGCUGGGAGAAACUCUUCAGGAAGCUUUGAAAAGGAGCGGGAGAAGAUGGAAACGUGUGGAAAUAAAGAUCUCACUGCCAAGCAACCUGAGCCAACGCGAAUCAAAAUUUUUGACGGAGGGUACAAGUCUACCGAGGACUAUGUGUAUGUGAGAGGACGCGGCAGAGGUAAAUACAUCUGCGAGGAGUGUGGCAUCCGCUGUAAGAAGCCCAGUAUGCUGAAGAAACAUAUCCGAACUCACACCGACCUUCGGCCUUUCAUGUGCAAGUUCUGCAAUUUUGCCUUCAAAACGAAAGGAAACUUGACGAAACAUAUGAAAUCCAAGGCGCACACCAAGAAAUGCCUGGAACUGGGAAUCGCUUUGACGUGUACGGAUAGCACAGAGAUAGAAGAAGCAGGAAUGGCGGAUGACACCAACAAAGAAGCCUUGGCUGAGCUUCCGGUACUGUAG
This is a messenger RNA of Callorhinchus milii (elephant shark), 4823 nucleotides long. RefSeq names its product HIVEP zinc finger 2a. Gene Ontology annotation, molecular function: RNA polymerase II cis-regulatory region sequence-specific DNA binding; DNA-binding transcription factor activity, RNA polymerase II-specific. NCBI's taxonomy places the organism in Eukaryota, Metazoa, Chordata, Chondrichthyes, Chimaeriformes, Callorhinchidae. Gene Ontology annotation, cellular component: nucleus. The record is from RefSeq and is a predicted model, not a curated record. Gene Ontology annotation, biological process: regulation of transcription by RNA polymerase II.